Messenger RNA from Nematolebias whitei (Rio pearlfish), 15540 nucleotides. It is a transcript of the gene birc6, whose product is annotated as baculoviral IAP repeat containing 6. Gene Ontology annotation, molecular function: ubiquitin conjugating enzyme activity; cysteine-type endopeptidase inhibitor activity. The record is from RefSeq and is a predicted model, not a curated record. Gene Ontology annotation, biological process: apoptotic process; negative regulation of apoptotic process; regulation of cytokinesis. Lineage: Eukaryota; Metazoa; Chordata; Actinopteri; Cyprinodontiformes; Rivulidae. Gene Ontology annotation, cellular component: nucleus. Bases 13 to 15051 code for a protein of 5012 amino acids. The transcript has 73 exons.
AAAUACGCGAAGAUGGCGGCCGCGGCCUCGCCGGGCUCCGGCUCGUCGCCGGGCUCCGGCUUGUUCGCCUCCUCGGACUGGAUUGUAGUGAGAGACGGCUGCCUGCGCUGCGAUGAGGAGGGCCUGCGGAGCCUCUCCUACCACCCGGCCCUGAACGCUAUUUUAGCCGUCACCAGCCGCGGCAGCAUAAAAGUGAUUGACGGCACUUCGGGGGCCAUUCUCCAGGCUUCAGCGCUCCACGCCAAACCUGGUGGUCGUGUCAGGUGUCAGUACUUUCCCGCAGUGGACAAGGUGCUUUUUGUGGAUGACUACGCCGUUGGCUGCAGAAAGGACCUGAACGGCAUCCUGCUUCUGGACACAGCCCUCCAGCCUCCCGUGGCCAAGCCGGAGGACAUGGUUCAGCUGGAGCUGCCGGUCACAGAGGCUCAGCAGAUGCUGUCUGCCUGUCAGGAAAAGAUCGAUGUGUCCAACACCGAGGGCUACGAGCUCUUUAUCAGCCAGCUCAAAGAAGGUCUAAAGAAUACCUCGCAUGAGACUGCAGCCAAUCACAAAGUGGCCAAGUGGGCAACAGUGACCUUCCAUCUUCCUCAUCAUGUGCUGAAACUUGUGGCCAGUGCCAUCGUCAAUGAGUUGAAGAAAAUCAAUCAGAACGUUGCUGCCUUGUCUGUGGCCUCCUCCAUCAUGGACCGGCUCUCCUACCUCCUGUCCAGCGCCAGGCCUGAGCUCGGGGUGGGCCCCGGGCGCUCUGUAGAUCGAUCACUGAUGUACAGCGAGGCCAACAGGCGGGAGACGUUUACAUCAUGGCCACACGCUGGAUACAGAUGGGCUCAGCCUGAUCCCAUGGCUCAAGCAGGGUUUUACCACCAGCCUGCCUCAACAGGGGAUGACAGAGCCAUGUGUUUCACCUGCAGUGUGUGUCUGGUCUGUUGGGAACCUACAGAUGAGCCCUGGUCUGAACAUGAGCGUCAUUCUCCCAACUGUCCGUUUGUAAAGGGAGAGCAUACGCAGAACGUCCCGCUGUCAGUGACACUCGCAACAAGCCCCGCCCAGUUUCCCAACAGCCCCGACAGUUCAGACAAAAUUGCCUGUUACGGUUUCGGCAGCUGCCCACAGUUUCUGGCUGCAGCCACAAAGAGGGGCAAGAUCUGUAUCUGGGAUGUUUCCAAAAUGAUGAAGGUGCACUUGAAGUUUGACAUCAACCCGUAUGACCCGGCCAUCCUCAGGCAGCUGGUCCUGUGCAGUGGGGAGCAGGGCCAGCAAGUUCUGACCGAGUCUCGGAGACCAACUCUGACCUGGUUGGAGGAGUCGUCGUCUUGCUCUGACCUGCCCAAGUUAGAGGGAGACAGUGAUGACCAGUUGGAGGACUCGGACAGUGAAGAUCAUUCCCGGUCUGAGUCAGUAACGGGCCACCCAUCCCAGUGGGAGAGCAUGGACCUGAGCCUCGGGGUGACGGCGUUAAGUGUACUCCAUCAGCCAGAGAAGCUUCAGUGGGAGGUGGUGGCCAGUGUACUGGAGGACACAGUGAAGGACUUGGAGGAGCUGGGAGCAAACCCCUCAUUAAACCAAACCAAGGCCCACAGCCAGGCAAAAACUAAAGACAAGGUGCCCGAGCACCACAACAUUCCCUUUCCCUGCCUGUUGGCUGGAGGCCUGCUCAGUUACUGCUCAGCAUCCAGCACCCCCAUGCCUGUGCCCCCCACCGCAACUCCAUCUUCAACACGUAGGACCACAGGGGGUCCACAUAGGACUCAGGGCCCUGAGACUUUCCCUGGCCCUUUACAGGAACAAGGUCCCAUGGAGAUAGAUCCUUGUAACCCCCAGACUGCAGCCCAGGAGCAGAGUUUUUCUAAUCUUUCAGGUUCUCAGCUUACGAGUCCCUCCUCUCUGCCAGUUGUACGAAGAACUAUACCGAUGCUGCUCCUGUACAGCAUCAGAGAGGUGGACGACAAGUCCUCAGGACAGGUCUUUGCUCACAUGAACAACCUGAUGAGCAAGGGGCUCCAUGAGGAGGGCUUCACUGUGCCACAAAUCAUUGAGAUGGAGUUUGAUACUCAUGAGCAGCUGCUUCUUCAGGAUCCUCCGAUCACCUACAUUCAGCAGUUUGCUGAUGCAGCAACUAAUCUGGCAGGGCUGGAUGGUCACAUGGACAAAUGGAGCACGUUGGCCGCAGCAUCUGUCUCCACUCCACCUCGACCUGGAGCACUGGUGCAGUGCUUGAGGCUGCCAAAACAGCUGGAGGAAGAGAAUCUUUAUGUGGACUCCAUUAUGCCGUGUUGGGACGGAGUCCACCUUCUGGUUUGCUUGCAGCCUUGUGGCUCCGAGUCUCUCAGUGCUACAAACCAAGUGGAGGCUCUGAACAAUCUCAACCGUCUCCAUUCAGCCUUGUGCAGCCAGCGCAAAGUAGACCCUCUUCACACAGUGGCCAAUGGUGUGGAGGGCCAUCACCCAGGGGGGUCACCACCACAGACUCCCCUCAUACUACCCCCAGGAGACCACCAGCAGCAGCAGAGGUCCCCGAGUCGUGGCAGUGGAGGGGGCUAUCUUGCACUCUACAAGCUCAACUACUCCACCCGCAUUGUCACUUUGGAAGAGGAGCCCAUUAAGGUGCAGCAGAUCAGGGACUCUUGUGAUGCCAUUACCUCCCAUAUAUUACUCCCCCCAGAUGUGCUUGACAGCAGAGAAGAUGAGAGCGAAGAGGCCUCUGAGGAGGCUCUUCCUUCCGCUCCAAAGAAUGGUUUAUCUGGGCUUGAAACAGGUCCAGGAAGCUCUGCUUGCUCUGGAACUGGGACUGCAUGUGGAGCAGCCACAACCAGUAGCAGCAUUGGUGUCACCAGUCUUUCCACCUCUGCCUCCAACCAUAAAGAGUGCAGACGAGCAGAUAUGGCAGGCCUGGGUCACCUGGUGGUCACCACACAGGCUGGGUAUAUUAUGAUUUUGGACUUGACCACAUUGGAGGUUCUGGCUAAAGUGGAACCACCUAAAAAGGAGGGGUUAGCUGAAGAAACGGACCCUUUUGUCUCAGUUACUUACUGCUCUGGGACCGACCGCCUCUGUGCCUGCACUAAAGGUGGAGAACUUCAUUUCCUUCAAAUUGGAGGUGUUUGUGACGAUGUAGAUGAUGGAGACAUGUUUAUUGAUGGCCCCCUUUCUAAAGGGGCUGAACCACUGCUUGAGGGGGUCAAGCCUUCCUCCAACCCUUCCAGUCCUGGAAUCACAGGAGUGGAUCUCCUGGUGGACCAACCACUGACCACUGAGGGCCUCAUGUCUUUGGUGGAAUUGACUCGCUUUGAGACACUGACGCCUCGUUUCUCGGCCACCGUGCCCCCAUGCUGGGUGGAGGUACAGCAGGAGCAGCAGCAGCGACGGCACCCACAGCAUCUUCACCAGCAGCAUCAUGGAGAUGCAGCCCAGCACACCCGCACCUGGAAGCUCCAGAGUUACAGUUCCAGCUGGGAUGAACACGUGUUUGAGCUGGUGCUGCCCAAAGCCUGCAUGGUUGGCCACGUAGACUUCAAGUUUGUCCUGAAUGCCAACAUUGUGAACAUUCCUCAGAUCCAGGUCACGCUACUGAAGAACAAAGCACCCGGGCUGGGCAAAGUCAGUGAGACAGCAGUGGACAGACAGAUCUCCUUUCCUCUUUCAAACCUUCUCCAUGCAAACGGUGAGAAGAACGGCCAGCCUCUGCUGCAGGACUUCACAGAGGACAUCCAGUUCAUGGACAUCGAAGAAACAUCAGGCUCGAUGUUGUGUCCGUUCCUCGAGGAUCACAAGGAGGACAUUCUGUGCGGUCCAGUGUGGAUGGCCAGUGGACUGGACCUCUCUGGGCACUCUGGCAUGCUCAGCCUCACCAGUCCCAAACUGGUCAAAGGCAUGGCAGGAGGGAAGUACCGCUCCUUCCUGGUUCACCUCAAAGCUGUGAGUGACUGUGGCAUGGAGGAGGGUCCGAGGCCCAUGGUGAGAAUGCCCAGUGCAAAGCCUCAAAGCUCCAAAGUCCACUCCCUGUCCACCCUGCUGCAACAGGCUCAGACUUCCAAGGAGAGGGCUUCUGCGGGAAAAACUGAAAACUCAGCACAGUCAAAGAAAGUUGAGAACCUGCGAGGCUGUGACCUGCUGCAGGAAGUUUCAGUCACAAUCAGAAGGUUUAAGAAGACGUCAGUUCCCAAAGAAAGGGUCCAACGCUGUGCUAUGCUGCAGUUCCCAGACUUCCACGAGAAGCUGCUGGAUGCUCUGUGUCGGCGGACGGAGGGCAGCCUGGCCACUGAGCAUGCUCAAAGCCUCAUUCUAGACAUUCUGUGCUGGCUCGCUGGAGUUUUCUCCAACGGACCCUGCAGCAUCAGAGAAGGAAAGGAGGACCUGCUUGCUAAAACCCAGACGAGGUUAUUAGAAAUAGUUCGGGUGUGUUUCUUUGAAGCAGGCCGCAGUAUAGCACAUAAAUGUGCUCGUUUUCUUGCACUUUGUAUAAGCAAUGGCAAAGGAGAACAAAGUCAACAGGGUUUUGGUGUGAGUCUUUUGAAGGCUCUUCUUGAUAAUAUGCCUUAUUUACCUGCAGCAGCAACAGGUGGUUCAGUGUUCUGGUACUUUGUGUUGCUAAACUACGUGAAGGAGGAGGAUCUGGCCGGCUGUAGCACAGCAUGCGCCUCCCUGCUCACUGCCAUCUCUCGCCAGCUGCAGGACCGACUCACUCCACUGGAAGCACUGCUGCAAACCAGGUACGGUCUGUACAGCUCUCCCUUUGAUCCGGUGCUCUUUGACCUGGAGGUCAGCGGUUCCUCCUGUAAGAACGCCUUCAGCAGCAGCACUGGAGUUCAGUCAGAUGAGAUUGACCUCUCUGACAUCCUCUCGGGAAAUGGAAAAGUGAGCAGCUGUGCGGCAGCAGAGGGCAGCUUCACCGCUCUGACUGGGCUCCUGGAGGUGGAGCCUUUGCACUUUACUUGCAUCUCCACCAGUGAUGGAACACGGGUGGAAAGAGAUGAUGCCAGCAUGUUCACUGUAAGCACGUUUGGUGUGACCCCAGCUGUGGGUGGCCUGUCGACGGGGACGGUUGGAGAAGCUUCAACGGCUCUGAGUUCUGCAGCUCAGGUGGCUCUCCAGUCUCUGUCUCAUGCCAUGGUGUCAGCUGAGCAGCAACUGCAGGUCCUGCAGGAGAAACAGCAGCAGCUAUUAAAACUGCAGCAACAGAAGGCAAAGCUGGAGGCCAAACUUCAUCAGACCACCUCUGCAGCAGCUGCUGUGGCCUCCGGAGUGGGACCCAUCCACAACUCUGUGCCUUCAAACCCCUCGUCUGCUCCGGGUUUCUUCAUCCACCCCUCUGACGUCAUCCCACCCACUCCUAAAACCACGCCCCUCUUCAUGACCCCUCCUCUCACGCCGCCAAACGAAGCAGUAUCUGCGGCCUUCAGCUCGGAGCUUGCUCACCUAUUUCCAGGCUCCAUGAUGGAGUCUGGGCCUGUCAACCUGGCAGCGCACAAGAACACACAGAAGACCAAAACGAGCCCUAUGGGCAGUGGUCUCGCUCUGGCCAUUUCCCAGGCAUCUCACUUCCUGCAGCCUCCUCCACAUCAGUCCAUCAUCAUAGAGCGAAUGCACUCUGGGGCUCGUCGCUUUGUUACUCUGGACUUCGGCCGUCCUGUCCUGCUGACGGACGCACUGAUCCCGACCUGUGGUGAUCUGGCUUCUCUGUCCAUCGACAUCUGGACUCUGGGGGAGGAGGUGGAUGGUCGCAGGCUGGUGGUGGCUACAGACAUUAGCACCCAUUCACUCAUUCUGCAUGACCUGCUACCACCACCAGUCUGCAGGUUCAUGAAGAUUACGGUUAUUGGGCGCUAUGGCAGUACCAGUGCACGGGCCAAGAUACCACUGGGCUUCUACUACGGACACACAUACAUCCUUCCAUGGGAGAGUGAACUUAAACUGAUGCAUGAUCCUCUGCGAGGAGAGAGUGAGGCUGCCAGCCAGCCAGAUGUGGACCAACAUCUGACAAUGAUGGUGGCUCUACAAGAAGAUAUCCAGUGCAGGUACAAUCUAGCUUGCCAUCGGCUGGAGACUCUUCUACAGAAUAUCGAUCUGCCCCCUCUCAACAGUGCAAAUAAUGCUCAGUACUUCCUCCGAAAGCCAGACAAGGUGGUUGAGGAGGACCAGCGUGUUUUCUCAGCCUAUCAGGACUGCAUCCAGCUGCAGCUCCAACUCAACUUGGCUCACCAUGCCGUCCAGCGGCUGCGCGUCUCACUGGGCGCCAGCCGCAAGUUCUUGCCCACAAUGGGUGAUCCAGAAGCUCAAGAGCUGGUUCACAACUCAUCCACAGAGCAGCUGAGGACCAUCAUUCGGUACCUGCUGGACACACUGCUCAGCCUGCUGCACUCCAAUAAUGGACACUCUGUUCCCUCAGUUCUCCAGAGCACCUUCCAUGCUAAAGCCUGUGAAGAGCUUUUCAAGCACCUCUGUAUCAGUGGGACGCCUAAGAUCCGUCUUCAUGCUGGCCUGCUGUUGGUGCAGCUCUGUGGAGGUGAACGCUGGUGGGGCCAGUUUGUCUCCAAUGUGCUGCAGGAGCUCUACAAUUCUGAACAGCUGCUCAUUUUCCCUCAGGACAGAGUCUUCAUGCUCCUGUCCUGCAUCGGCCAAAGAUCUCUGAGUAACAGUGGUGUUUUAGAGGGCCUCCUCAACCUCCUGGACAACUUGUUGUCUCCACUGCAGCAGCCACAAGCUACCUUUCAACGCAGGACUGAAGGUAUUUUGGAUAUUCCAAUGAUCAGCUGGGUCGUGAUGCUGGUUUCCAGACUGUUGGACUACGUAGCCAGUAUAGAAGAUGAGGCUUCAGGAGGCAAAAAGAACCUUGGAGGGAAGGAACGGGACAAACCUGCAUCAGGUAUUCAGUGGAGUUUCAUUAACAACAACCUUCAGUCUCAGAACACAAGCAGGGCAGCUAAAGGUAGCAGUAGCCUGGAUCGUCUUUACUCACGCAAACUCCGCAAGCAGCUCGUCCAUCACAAGCAGCAGCUAAACCUUUUGAAAGCUAAACAGAAAGCUUUGGUUGAGCAAAUUGAGAAGGAUAAGAUCCAAAGCAACAAAGGUUCCUCCUAUAAACUGCUGGUGGAACAGGCCAAACUUAAACAAGCCACUUCCAAGCACUUUAAAGACUUAAUCCGUCUGCGACGAACAGCCGAAUGGUCUCGUUCCACGUUGGACGCAGAGUCAACCUCAGCCAAAGAAGCCCCAGAAGUAGAACCUUUGCCCUUCACAUUGUCCCACGAGCGCUGCAUCUCUGUGGUUCAGAAGCUCGCCCUCUUCCUCCUCUCCAUGGAUUUCACCUGCCACGCAGACUUGUUACUUUUUGUCUGCAAGGUGCUUGCUAGAAUUGCAAAUGCUACCAGACCUACAAUCCACCUGUGUGAGGUUGUGUCUGAGCAGCAGCUGGAACGUCUUUUGCUACUGCUUGUCGGGACAGAUUUCAAUCGGGGGGACAUCUCCUGGGGGGGAGCCUGGGCUCAAUAUUCUCUGACGUGUAUGAUGCAGGACAUCCUGGCAGGUGAACUGCUGUCUCCAGUUUCUCUGGAUGCCAUGGAUGAGGUGGUGGUUGUGGGUGAGGAGGCUGGAGCGUCGUCCUCCUCGGCAGUGGCAGAUUCAGAUGACUCUCUGUCCCAGCCAGCUUCCAUCCCCCUGGUGGAGAGCAUCGACGAGGCUCUGGUGCCUGAUAUCAUCGCAGGUACUACAGGGACCUCUUCAGUGUUUCAAAGUGCUCCACCUCUGUCAUUUUUGGAAAAAGAUAAAGACAUAGACUUUGACUUGCUACAAGACCUGAUGGAUGUUGAUAUUGAUCCUUUAGAUAUUGAUUUGGAAAAAGAUCCACUCGCUGCCAAAGUGUUUAAGCCCAUCAGCAGCACCUGGUAUGACUACUGGGGGGCUGACUAUGGCACAUACGGGUACAACCCUUACAUUGGAGGGGUUGGUAUUCAAGGGUCCAAACCUACAGUUGCUGCUGAGAAACCUGGUUCACAGAGUCUGACUGUGUCCGUGUCACAAGCACUGGAUGCCCGCCUUGAAGUGGGCCUCGAGCAGCAGGCGGAGCUGAUGCUAAAAAUGAUGGCAACGUUACAGGCUGACUCCAUCCUACAGGCUCUCAGUUCAAGUUCCUCCACAAUAAACCAGCCCUCCAAUGGAACUGAUGACUCCCUGCUCCGAGCUCUCCACUGUGGGGGCUCUUCUCCAGUUGGCAGCCUGAUGGUCCAGCCCUCCUCCAUCCCUAUUCUGAGUUCGUGCUUCAACAAGCUUUUCUCCAUGCUGCAGGUCCACCAUGUACAGCUCGAGUCGUUGCUGCAGCUGUGGUUAACACUCAGCCUCAACACGUGUUCUGGUGGCAGUGAAGAAAGUGGAUCAGAUAUUUUCCUGUUUAAUGCCAGCCGAGUGCCCACCAUCCCACUCAACCAAGCAUCCAUCAGCAGUUUCCUGUCUGUGCUGGCGUGGUACCCCAACACUUCCUUGAGGACCUGGUGUCUGGUGCUACACUCGCUCACUCUCAUGACUAACAUGCCAGCUGCUGCAACCAGCAGUGGGAUGAGCUCUCAGGAGAACACAGCUCAACAGAUGGUCUCCGACCCCAACAUGGUUCAUGUGCUGGUACGCUUUCUGUCCAGCAGCAGCACCAACGGAACAAGCCAGCACAGCUCUCAGGUGGGACCCACUGCUACCCAGGCUAUGCAUGAGUUUCUAAGCCGGCUGCAGGUCCACCUGUCCUCCACCUGUCCCCAGAUGUUUAGCGAGUUCCUGCUCAAACUCAUGCACAUCCUGUCAACUGAGAGGGGUCCAUUCCAGUCUGGUCAGGGUCCACUGGACGCUCAGGUGAAGCUCCUGGAGUUUACGUUGGAGCAAAACUUUGAAGUGGUGUCAGUGGCUACUAUUUCCUCUGUCAUUGAGUCUAUCACGUUCCUGGUUCAUCACUACAUCACCUGCUCAGACAAGGUGGUCUCCCGCAGCGGCUCGGACAGUUCAGUGGGUGCCCGUGCCUGCUUUGGGGGUCUAUUCGCCAACAUCAUCCGACCAGGAGACAUUAAGGCUGUCUGCGGAGAAACCACUCGCGACCAGCUGAUGUUCAACCUUCUAAAACUGGUCAAUGUGUUGGUGCAGCUCCCUCUGUCUGGAGACAGGGAGUUCAGUGGACGACUGCCGCCGGUCGGCAGCGGGACAGCUGAUAGCAGCGUGUCGGACGAAGAGAAGGUCUGUGGCAGCAAGGAAAGCGUGGCUGGUGGAUCCACUUCCAGUCAUGGUCCUGCUGCAGGUGUGGCUGACUUAGUGCUGGCCAAUCAGCAAAUAAUGAGCCAGAUCCUGUCCGCACUGGGUCAGUGCAACAGUAGUGCCAUGGCCAUGAUCAUAGGUGCCAGUGGUCUCCACCUUACCAAACACGAGAACUUCCACGGUGGUCUGGAUGCUAUCUCAGUGGGCGAUGGCCUCUUCACCAUCCUCACCACUCUGAGCAAGAGGGCCAGCUCAGUCCAGGUCAUGUUACAGCCCAUCCUCACAUACAUGGCCUGCGGUUACAUGGGUAGACAGGGGUCUCUGUCCACCUGCCAGCUGUCUGAACCACUUCUGUGGUUUAUCCUCCGAGUACUGGACACCAGUGAAGCUCUGAAGGCUUUUCACGAUAUGGGUGGUGUACAGUUGAUUUGUAAUAACAUGGUAACGAGCACCAGAGCCAUUGUGAACACAGCACGCAGUAUGGUGUCCACCAUCAUGAAGUUCUUGGAUUCAGGUCCUGGAAAGACUGCAGAUGGGAACCUUAAAGCCAGAGUGAUGACUUCAGAGCCAGACAAUGCAGAGGGACUGCACAACUUUGCUCCUUUAGGUACAAUCACAUCCAGCAGCCCCACAGCACAGCCAGCAGAGGUUCUCCUUCAGGCCACCCCACCCCAUCGUCGGGCGCGCUCAGCAGCCUGGUCCUACAUCUUCCUGCCUGAGGAGGCGUGGUGUGAUCUUACCAUCCACCUUCCAGCUGCUGUGCUGCUGAAAGAAGUCCACAUUCAGCCACACCUUGCUUCUCUGGCCACUUGCCCGUCCUCAGUGUCAGUGGAGAUCAGCGCAGAUGGGGUCAACAUGUUGCCGCUCUCCACUCCAGUCAUCACCAGUGGAUUAACAUACAUAAAGAUCCAGUUGGUGAAAGCAGAGGUUGCAUCUGCUGUUUGCCUGAGGCUGCACCGGCCUCGAGAUGCCAGCUCUUUGGGUCUUUCUCAGAUCAAACUCUUGGGUCUGACGGCAUUUGGAAACACAUCCUCAGCAACAGUCAACAACCCCUUUCUGCCUUCUGAGGACCAAGUGUCCAAAACCAGCAUCGGGUGGCUUCGUCUUCUCCACCACUGCCUGACCCACGUCAGUGACCUGGAAGCCAUGAUGGCCAGUGCUGCAGCACCCACAGCCAAUCUGCUCCAGACCUGUGCUGCACUGCUCAUGUCACCUUACUGUGGCAUGCACUCCCCCAACAUCGAGGCAGUGCUGGUCAAGAUAGGCCUGCAGUCCACAAAGAUUGGACUGAAACUCAUAGACAUUUUGUUGAGAAACUGUGCCGCCUCUGGCACCGACCCUGCCAAUCUGAACAGUCCUCUGCUGUUCGGGAGGCUCAACGGUCUCUCCUCCGACUCCACUAUUGAUAUUCUGUACCAGCUGGGGACCACACAGGAUUCAGGGACCAAAGACCGGAUCCAGGCUCUUCUGCAGUGGGUCCAUGACUCCUCUCGAGUGGCUGCCCAUAAGAUGAGCGCUUUUAUGGGUUUCUCUGGUUCUGGCUCCUCUGCUUCUUUGAGGGAAUAUGGCCUCCUCAUGCCGUCUCCUUCCCAUCUCCACUGUGUGGCAGCCAUCCUGUGGCACAGCUACGAGCUGCCAGUUGAUUACGACCUCCCUGCUCUUCUCAACAGAGAGCUCUUUGAGCAACUUUAUAGUUGGUCCAUGUCACUGCCAUCCAACAUAGUACUGAAGAAGGCUGUGGACAGCCUGCUGUGCUCCACCUGUCAUAUCCACCCCAGCUACUUCGCCUUGCUCAUGUCCUGGAUGGGCAUUGUCUCAGUUCCCAGCGCCACGCACUCUCAAGCCCAGCAACGCCGCCUUGCCAUGACCGACGAUGGAAAAAAACAGCACGAUGCCAAUGCAAAUGCCACAGGACUUACAGAUGACUCCAAGCAUGCAAGACCUCCCGUUAGUCUGUCAGAGUCCCAGCUGACCACAUUGUCAGCUGCUUCCCAGUCUCCUGGAGCGAUAGAGCAGCUGCUGGACUCUGGUCUGCCUUCACUGCUGGUCCGCAGCCUUGUUCAGUUCUGUGUCAGCCUCCUGGUCAGUGCUGACCUCCCUCUGCCUGCUGCUCAAGCAGACAGGCGGCACCACCAUCACCACUACCACUCACCCUCCUCUUCCUCACAGAGUCGGCCGCCUCUGGCUGCAGACCUGGCCGCCCCAGUGCUGCGGUUCCUCACAGAAGUUGGCAACAGUCACACCAUGAAAGACUGGCUGGGAGGACCUGAAGUGUACCCACUGUGGACCGCACUGCUCUUCCUGCUCUGCCACUCCAGUGCCAGCACCAGCACUAGUGCAAAUACUGGAGGUCAGCCAUUGAGCUCUGGAUCAGCUGCAGGACCUCCUCCCCCUCAGGCCCAGCAUUCAGGCUCCCGCUUCUCCCUGCUGUCUUCUGGGGAGUCAGGAGGCCUCACCACACAGCAGAGGACCGCUCUGGAGAACGCCACUGUGGCCUUUUUCCUCCAGUGCAUCUCCUGCCACCCCAACAAUCAGCGGCUCAUGGCUCAGGUUCUUUGUGAGCUCUUCCAGUCUGCUCCUCAGCGAGGGAAUGUACCGAUCUCCAGAAACAUCUCGGGCUUUAUUCGAAGACUUUUUCUACAGCUCAUGCUGGAGGAUGAGAAGGUCACAGUCUUCCUCCAGUCUCCCUGUCCGUUGUAUAAAGGACGUAUCAAUGCCACAAGCCAUAUGAUCCAGCAUCCCAUGUACGGAGCAGGUCACAAAUACCGCACUCUCCAUCUGCCAAUCUCCACCACACUGGCUGAAGUCCUGGACCGAGUAUCUGACACACCCAGCAUCACAGCCAAGCUGAUCAAUGAGCAGAAGGAAGACAAGGAGAAGAAGAAUCAUGAAGAGAAGGAGAAGAUGAAGGCAGACAGCGGUUUUCAGGAUAACUACAGUGUUGUUGUGGCCACAGGUCUGAAGUCUCAGUCCAAACGGGCUCUUUCAACACCUCCCCGACCUCCUUCGAGAAGGGGUCGUGUCAUGAGUGACAAACUGACUGCUUCGUCUAGUGUGGACCCUUCAGCAAAAACCAUCAGUGUGCCUGUCUUCCACCUCUACCACAAGCUUCUUCCAGGUCAGCCCCUCCCACCGGAGAUGACCCUGGCUCAGCUGCUGACGCUCCUGUAUGACCGUAAACUGCCACAGGGCUACCAGUCGAUCAACCUGACAGUCAAACUGGGCUCCAAGAUUAUCUCAGACCCUGGUCUUUCAAAGACCGAUUCGUUCAAGAGGCUGCGCACUGAGAAAGUGGACCACUGUGACAUGCUGAACAGCUGUCCUGAUGAAGAACCCAUGAUGGCUGGUGAAGAAUGUCUUGAUGCUGCAACAGAUGAGUCCUUGCUGGACACCAGCCCCAUCCAGUCACCACUGCAGGUCUUUGCUGGCAUGGGGGGCCUGGCCCUGAUCGCAGAGAGGCUGCCUAUGCUCUACCCUGACGUCAUUCAGCAGGUCAGUGCCCCGGUGGUUCCCUCCUCCACACAGGAGAAGCCAAAGGACAGUGACCAGUUUGAGUGGGUGACCAUCGAACAGUCAGGAGAGCUGGUGUACGAAGCACCAGAGUCGAUUGCUGCUGAGCCGCCUCCUGUCAACAAGCAGCAGUCCCAGUCAUCCUCCUCAUCUUCCUCCUCCUCAGUGCAGACCAUGUCCCCCAUCCCCGCCCACUCACUGGCUGCUUUUGGCCUCUUUCUGCGGCUGCCAGGCUACGCCGAGGUGCUGCUGAAGGAGAGGAAGCACGCCCAGUGUCUGCUGCGCCUGGUGCUGGGUGUUACAGAUGACGGAGAAGGCAGCCACAUCCUGCAGUCUCCAUCUGCUAAUGUGUUGCCCACGCUGCCGUUCCACGUCCUCCGAGCGUUGUUCAGCAGCACUCCUCUGACGACAGACGACGGCGUGCUGCUGCGCCGCAUGGCUCUGGAGAUCGGUGCCAUCCACCUCAUCCUGGCUUGUCUGUCAGCUCUUAGCCAUCACGCCCCGCGCAACCCCAACGCCAACAGCGGUGUUUCCGAGCCACAAAUCUCCAGCUGCCACAACGCUGGAACUAGUGAGGAGCAGCAGCUGUACUGGGCUAAGGGAACUGGUUUUGGGACUGGAUCCACAGCCUCGGGCUGGGAUGUAGAACAAGCUCUCACCAAACAGCGGCUGGAGGAAGAGCAUGUUACCUGUCUUCUCCAGGUCUUAGCGAGCUACAUUAACCCAGCAGGCUCCAGCAGCUGCCACGGCGCUGAUGGCCCCUCUGCGGACAGCAGAUCCCAGAACAGCUCAUCUUUGCCAGCAGUGCUGCAGGAGCUGUUGAGCCAGUCCUGCCUCAUUCCUGCCAUGUCCUCCUACCUGCGCAAUGACUCAGUGCUGGAUAUGGCACGUCAUGUCCCACUGUACCGGGCUCUACUGGAGCUACUAAGAGCCAUUUCCACCUACACCUCCCUGGUUCCACUGCUGCUGCCUCUGUCUGCGGACCCCGGACAAGAAGACGAAGAGGAGGAUGAAGAGCACUCUGAAGGACAGACCUCUGUAGGAAUGCUGUUGGCUAAAAUGAAGACGUGUGUUGACACAUACACAAAUCGCCUCAGGUCAAAGAAAGAUAAAAGCAAAGGUGUGGUCAAAGCAGAAGGCUCAGACCCUGAGCCUGAAGGUUUGACACUUCUAGUGCCCGACAUCCAGCGGACAGCUGAGAUCGUCCACGCUGCUACUACCAGUCUACGGCAGGCCAACCAGGAGCGGAAACUAGUUGAGUCUUCGAAGAAGGUCUGCAGCCGACCGAAGCCGUUGUCCAUUCUCCGUUCUUUAGAGGAAAAAUUUGUUGCUGCCAUGAAGAAACUCCAGUUUGACACCUUUGAAAUGGUUUCCGAAGACGAGGAGGGGAAGCUGAUGUUUAAGGUCAACUACCACUACAUGUCUCAGGUUAAAAAUGCCAGCGACACAAACAGUGCAGCCCGAUCUCGGCGCCUGGCCCAGGAGGCAGUGACCCUGUCCACCUCCCUGCCUCUUUCAUCCUCCUCCAGUGUCUUUGUUCGCUGUGAUGAGGAGAGGCUAGACAUCAUGAAGGUUCUCAUCACAGGCCCAGCAGACACCCCAUACGCCAACGGUUGCUUCGAGUUCGAUGUAUAUUUUCCCCAGGACUACCCCAACUCACCUCCCCUGGUUAAUCUGGAGACCACAGGGGGACACAGUGUGCGCUUCAACCCUAACCUGUACAACGAUGGCAAGGUGUGUUUAAGUAUCUUGAACACGUGGCACGGCAGACCAGAGGAGAAAUGGAACCCUCAGACCUCGAGCUUUUUACAGGUGUUGGUGUCGGUGCAGUCCCUCAUCCUAGUGGCUGAGCCGUACUUUAAUGAGCCCGGCUAUGAGCGCUCCCGCGGCACCCCCAGUGGCACCCAGAGCUCCCGAGAGUAUGACGGCAACAUCCGACAGGCCACCGUCAAGUGGGCCAUGCUGGAGCAGAUCCGUAACCCGUCACCAUGCUUCAAAGAGGUGAUCCAUAAACAUUUCUACCUGAAGAGAGCAGAGAUCAUGACUCAGUGUGAGGACUGGAUCGCUGACAUCCAGCAGUACAGCAGUGACAAGAGGGUCGGGCGCACCAUGUCCCAUCAUGCUGCUGCACUGAAGAGACACACAGCUCAGCUCAGAGAGGAGCUCCUGAAGCUGCCCUGCCCGGAGGGCCUGGAGCCCGACGCCGACGAGUUCUGUGAGAAGAACGCCGCCUUCAUCCUCAAAGACAUGGCCGGUCAGGAUGCAGAGAAGCCCAGUGGCAGUCAGGACAGCCACUGCAGCGAGGGCCAGCUAUGAGACUCAACUCCCCCCACCACCAUCCUCUUUAUGAUUCUUUAAAGACUUGAUGGCUUCUGAGCCACAACUUUGUCAAUAUUUGUAUGUAAAGAUCUAAUUGCAGAAUAGUUGAAACCGUGGGGACUCUAGAGGCCGACGAGACAAACUGAACUAUGCUACGCCCUUAUUAAAGAGUCAACAAGAUCUUUUAUUUACCUGUAAAAGACUAUAAACAUUUUUUGUGCUUUUUUUCCCCAAUUGUGAAAUAACCACUGAUUGGUAUAAUAUUAAACUUGUUUAUGUAUACAUAAUGGCAGAGGAAAAAGACAGAUUAUAUAAGGGAAACUACCUUUAGAGAAGAAUGUUUACUGAAUGUUUUUUUUUAAUCAUUAUUAUUUCUUUUGGUCUGUUAGCCAGAAAACUGUUGUAACCAACCAAGAACAUAUUGCUGUUUCUUUAAGCAUAUUAUUUAAAAAAUCACAGGUAAUUAAAUCUGACAUAAGCCCCACC